CACCAACCCGAAUGUGAUCGUUAAAGGGAAAGAGACCUUUUAAAAGCUCACAGACUUAUGUUUCAGGCCACGGUGAGAAGGUAACCUUGGAGAGGCCCGACCUAAGGUGUGGGGCCCUGGACAGAAGGGCUAUCUGAGACGUCUCCCCUUCCACUUGCCAGGAUCGAGACACACCCCUGAGCCCAGAUGUCCAGCUCCUCCGCAUCACGCGCUCUGGGAUCUGUAUGCUUCUUAUACACGUGGAGAAACUAUAACCUGCAGCUGUGACCAUCUUGAACUGGAUCCCAGAAAACAGGCCACGAUUGGGGUGUACUCCUCACGGCUUCCCUGCCUGGAAACUAAAUCCUAAAAGUCCUGUGUUGAUGGUGUCUGGAGCAACAGAAGGUGAACUGAGACAAUGAUGAAGUCUAGCAGACUUCAAAAGCCAUGGGUCCACAUCCCCAAAUUCUCACAAGAAUCCUGCUGGAGACUGAACAUCUCCCAUAGUUCCUAGCAUGGAAUGCUCACCUCCACAUGAAGGCUCCCAAGAACUUCAGAAGCAAACGCCUCCUGCACCAGCUGCCAAAACUCCACCAAAUCCUAGUUCACCCCAAACAAUGGACAAGUCCCAAGCCCUCCACAGAGGAGUUAACUGGUGGGACAGAGACCCAGCCUGGAGGCACGGGACUUCAGGGACGCCACUCUGCUGGACAGCCUGGAGGUCAGCCACACUCCUAAUGGAGGUCGGUGUGCGGGCUGCUCUAGGGCUGUCCCUCACAGGCAUGUCUGGCCUUGGCCUCAUCUCCCCUGCCUGGUUCCAGAGCCCAUCCUUCUCCUACGGUGUCUUUGCAUACUGCUCCUGGCCACAGGGUGACCACUGGAACCAGAGCUGUGCGACCUUUGGGUCCCUGAAGGACAUGCCAGGCUUGGCCUGGAAGGUCUCAGCUGCGAUGCUUCUGGAAGGCUGGGUCCUGCUGGCCAUUAGUGCUCUUCUUCUUUUGGCCUGGGCACUAGCCCCAAGAAGGCUGUAUCCCUGGAGGGGCUCUGCUACAACAUCCAUGGUGCAGGCAGCAGCAGCAACCUCCACCCUUGUAGGUCUGCUGGUUUUUCCAGUCACUCUGGAAAUGUCCAAAGAAGUCUGUGAAGGUUCCUCCACAUACUACAGCGGAACAUGCCAGCUAAGCUGGGGCUAUUCCAUUACCAUCCUCAAUGUGGUCCUGACCAGUCUGCUUGUUGUCAUUGGAUGGCCUCGAAUGAGCACAGUCCAGAGGACAGCUACCCUAUCCUCUAGUGACACUUGGGGAAUCUCCCUUGUGUCAGAAUAAGCAAAUGACCAUCACCCAGGAAAAGAGAAAGACAAUCAGGAACUAUCUACUCUACAGUCAUAUGAAAUUGUUACGCACACAGGUUCAAAUCUCACUUCUUCUGCUUCCAUGUUGUGUGACCUCAGGCAUAUCACUUGCCCUUUCUGGACUAAUCUAUUACUGGGUAAAUUGGAGGUUGGCAUAAUGCCUGCUUUAUGGAGGGGGUUGUUAUGAAGGACUUUGAUUUGCCUUAUGUAAACGGAGCAUGUUGUCCAUGUCUGGCACAGAGAGCUCAGCAAACAUUUGUUGUCACCGUGUCCCUGACUCACAGAACUAAGGGAACUAGGGUGGGAAUUAAAUAUAUGGAUAGAAAGUCCACAAAGCAA
Mesocricetus auratus (golden hamster) is the source of this 1669-nucleotide messenger RNA. It is a transcript of the gene Lhfpl7, whose product is annotated as transmembrane protein 211. Gene Ontology annotation, cellular component: membrane. Lineage: Eukaryota; Metazoa; Chordata; Mammalia; Rodentia; Cricetidae. The record is from RefSeq and is a predicted model, not a curated record.